AUGAGAAGCGUCGUUGUCACCGGAGGGGCCUCGGGCAUUGGCCUAGGUAUAACCCGUCACUUUAUCACUCAGCCAGACACUCAUAUUACAAUCCUUGACGUCAACUUAACUUCCGGUGCCCAAGUCCUGCAACACCUUCAGACCGAGUUUCUGUCUGCGAGCGUGUCCUUUGAAGAAUGCGAUGUCUCCUCCUGGGAUAGUCAAGCUGCAGCCUUUGAGAAAAUAUAUGCCCAGCAAGGUCGCGUUGACAUUGUAUUCGCCAAUGCGGGAAUCUCAAAGGAGGGUAACUUGCUACCUGCAAAGGGAGAUGCGGGCCCUGUCAAACCGAAUCUUAAAACUAUGGAUGUGAAUCUGGUGGGAGUUAUAUACACUGUCAACCUGGCGACUCACUAUAUGUUUAAAAAUGCGACGACCGAUCCAUCAGCAUCCUCAAACGGGUUAAUCGUUUGCACCGCCUCGAAUGCCGGUCUCUACCCCUUCCCAGUCGCGCCAUUAUACGCAACCACAAAGUUCGGUGUAGUCGGACUCGUGCGCUCCUUAGCUCGUAGACUCGAGAAAGACAAGAUUCGCAUCAAUGCUCUAGCUCCAGCUGUCAUCGAAACGAAUAUCGCACCAAGCUCUGAUUUAUUCAAGCCCAUGAUUAUCACGCCAAUGUCAACGGCUACUAAGGCGGUGGCUCAAUUCGUGGGGGAUGAAUCGUUGAAUGGUAAAAUUGCUGAAGUACAUGGUGAACAUGUCACCUUUGCGGAGCCUCCGGCGUAUGUGGAUGAGGACACUGGCAAGAACAUAGAGACUUUCUGGAAUCUGGGAUACGCGUGA
Messenger RNA from Penicillium cataractarum, 819 nucleotides. RefSeq names its product putative short chain dehydrogenase/reductase. The transcript is spliced from 4 exons. Bases 1 to 819 code for a protein of 272 amino acids. Gene Ontology annotation, cellular component: cytoplasm. The record is from RefSeq and is a predicted model, not a curated record. NCBI's taxonomy places the organism in Eukaryota, Fungi, Ascomycota, Eurotiomycetes, Eurotiales, Aspergillaceae. Gene Ontology annotation, molecular function: oxidoreductase activity, acting on the CH-OH group of donors, NAD or NADP as acceptor.